Messenger RNA from Camellia sinensis, 2163 nucleotides. Its product is annotated as CBL-interacting protein kinase 2. NCBI's taxonomy places the organism in Eukaryota, Viridiplantae, Streptophyta, Magnoliopsida, Ericales, Theaceae. The record is from RefSeq and is a predicted model, not a curated record. Gene Ontology annotation, molecular function: protein serine/threonine kinase activity; ATP binding. Gene Ontology annotation, biological process: signal transduction; protein phosphorylation.
GUAAAGCUACUAAAAAAGCGCUCUAGGGUUUUUCUACGCGUUACUCUGUGUGUAUAUGUAUAGAGAGUUCCAUGUGAUUGUUAUCUUUCAUAAGCUUGUGAUUGUUAUCUUUCGUAAGCUUUUCUUCUCUCAAGUUUUACUGAUUAGAAUUUGGACUUAAAUUCCUCAUUACGAAAGGUGAAUAUCUCGUCGCGCUUGCUGGAGAAUCGAACCUUAACCAAUUUCUGCUUCGGCUUUUGCACUGUUCUGGUACAGGUCCAACUUCUGUCCAUAACUAUCUUCUCUAGUAUUCGUUCAUUAAAAAGCUAGGGAAUGCUGAAAGAUGUGCUUUAGAGCUAAGGUGUCUUUCGGUAAGCUUGAAGCUCCACUCGAGCUGCCCUUGUUUAUUCUUGAUGAGAUUGGGCAUAUAACUCAUAACCCUUUCUUCCUCUUGGCUCAGAUGCCCACUAUAGCAAAUUAUUUUAGGGGUCAAGUCGUGUCAUAUCACGACCAUUGUGAAGAUGGCUAAACUCUUUAUUGUCUUUAAUUUGAUUCCUUCCUCGUAAAUACCUAUACUGCAUAGAUUGGAUUAUCUGGAGAAAGUAUCACACUACUUUCUGUAAUUUGAGAUGGAGAAGAAAGGGAGUGUGUUGAUGCAACGGUAUGAGUUAGGGAAGUUAUUAGGACAAGGAACCUUCGCCAAGGUCCACCACGCAAGGAACCUUAAAACUGGUAUGAGUGUGGCGAUUAAGAUAAUUGACAAAGAGAAGGUUUUGAAGGUUGGGUUGGUUGAUCAGAUCAAGCGGGAGAUUUCUAUAAUGGGGAUGGUUCGACACCCAAAUAUCGUGCAGCUUUAUGAAGUCAUGGCCAGCAAAACCAAAAUUUACUUUGUCAUGGAAUACGUCAGAGGCGGUGAACUCUUCAACAAGUUGUCAAAAGGAAAGCUGAAGGAGGAUGCUGCGAGGAAGCUUUUCCAACAGCUGAUCAGUGCCGUUGAUUUCUGCCACAGUAGAGGUGUUUAUCACAGGGAUUUGAAACCAGAGAACCUACUGUUGGAUGAGGAUGGAAAUCUAAAGGUUUCAGACUUUGGAUUGAGUGCCCUCUGUGAAUCUAAGCGUCAAGAUGGGUUGCUCCACACAACUUGUGGAACACCUGCCUACGUUGCUCCUGAAGUGAUCAACAGAAAAGGGUAUGAUGGAUCUAAAGCCGACAUAUGGUCUUGUGGGGUCAUCUUAUAUGUUCUAUUGGCUGGGAAUCUCCCAUUCCAUGAUUCGAAUCUGAUGGAGAUGUAUAGGAAGAUUGGCAAGGCAGAGUUUAAAUGCCCUAAUUGGUUCGCCCCUGAAGUACGCAGGCUGUUAUCAAAGAUACUGGACCCAAACCCAAAUACCAGAAUAUCCAUUCCCAAAAUCAUGGAAAGUUAUUGGUUUCGGAGAGGCUUUGACUUGAAACCCAAGAGAAUUGAAACAGAAGUGAAAGAACCUGUUGUUCUUAACACUGACGCAGUGUUUGGUCCUUCCGAGGAUAUCAGCACCGCAGCAGAGGCAAAGCAAGAACUGGCAAAGCCAAGCAACUUGAAUGCAUUUGAUAUCAUUUCAUUUUCAGCAGGCUUUGACUUGUCUGGUUUGUUCGAGGAAAGCGAUAGAAAGAAAGAAGUGCAAUUUACAUCCAGACAGACUGCGAAGACCAUCAUUUCAAAGUUAGAGGAGAUAGCGAAGCGAUUGAAGCUGAAAGUGAUGAAGAAAGACGGAGGGCUGAUGAAACUGGAAGGAGCGAAGGAAGGCAGAAAGGGCUCAUUGUCUAUGGACGCGGAGAUCUUUGAGGUCACGCCAACAUUUCAUUUGGUUGAGGUGAAAAAGACGAGUGGCGAUACGUUGGAGUAUCAGAAGCUGAUCAAAAAGCAUUUAAGGCCGGGACUGAAAGACAUUGUAUGGACUUGGAAAGGUGAGCAGCCGCAAACCCAGCAGGAACAAGAUCAACCGGAUCUGGAAGAGCCUUAUCAAUUGCUUCCAUUGGAGGCUGUCUCACCUCAGUUUCCAUAACAAAAUCAAAGUUUAUUAUCGGGUUUUUUGUAACUUGAAUUGUAAUGCCUACUCUUUAUAUCUAUUUACUUCUUCAAUGUUCUGUUUUUGGAAAUGUUACUGUUGUUGACUUGAUAUUCACUCUUAAUAAUUUGUUUUCUUUUUA